This is a messenger RNA of Diversispora eburnea, 966 nucleotides long. The record is from the annotation of a GenBank genome assembly. NCBI's taxonomy places the organism in Eukaryota, Fungi, Glomeromycota, Glomeromycetes, Diversisporales, Diversisporaceae.
AUGGGAAUUACUUCUUCCAAAAAUUCAGAAUCGAAAAUUCCGGAAUAUCCACAUUUAACGUUAAGUAAUUUUCCUAAAGAUGAUGAUGGCGAAACUAUAACCUUAAGUGAUGGUCGAAAAAUGGGAUACAAAGAAUAUCAUUAUCAACAUGUAUUACAAAAUCCUAUUCCGUUCAAUCAAGAAUUGGAAAUUGAAAAUUCCGAAAAUUCCAAAGAAUUUAUAAUUCUUUUAAUUCCCGGAUCACCUUCUUCAAGAUUAUUUUAUUUUACCGAUGAUAUUAAAAGUUUUUGCAAACAAAAAAAUAUUAAAAAAUGUUCAUUAAUUUCUUAUUCCGCUGGUGGACCAUAUGGAUUGGCAGCAUCUUAUGUAUUGGGUAAACCUCCAUCGCCAUUGAAUAAAAAAGGAAAAAAUAAAGAAAAUCGGGAGAGUAAAGGUGGCGAUAUUGAAUUCGAUUCUAUUAUUAAGAAAAGUGCAAUUAUUAGUUCUGUAGCGCCUCGUGACGGACCUAAUUUGACUAGUGCGAUGCCAAUUAAGUUUAAACUUGCAUGGUGGUUAGCCAAAAAUGCUCAUGGCGUAUUAUCAGCGAUUGCAAAAUAUGAAACUAAUCAGUUCAUACGGGAUCCUGUCAAAACAGGUCGCGAAAGUAAUUGGUUACCAAGUGAUAUAGAAACUUAUGAGAACUAUCCCGGUGUAGAAGAAAUGUUUCUUACGGAUGGAUUAGAAGUUUAUUCAAGAGGACAAGUUGAAACUGUGUGUUGGGAAUAUUCUUUAUGGGGAAAAGAUUGGGGGUUCAAAUUAAAAGAUAUUGUAUGGUAUGGAGAAAAAGAUUACACAACUACUGCUGCUAUGGGGCAAUACAUUGCAGAACAGAUUGAAGGAUGUGAAUCCCAUUUUGCUAAAGAGAGAGGUCAUUUAUUGUAUUUCGAGAUUUGGGAUGAAGUAAUUGAAUGGUUAAUUUCUAAUUAG